CAGCAGGCUUACGUCAUGGGAUUCGAGGUCUUGGUCUUCUGCUCCGCCCUCCUGACGGCGACGACGGCGGCGCCCCAGUACACCUACGAGCCCCCGAGCGUCCCUUCCGGCCUCUACGACCUUCCUGCCGACCCCUCCGAGGUGGACCCCAGCGCCUCGGACCCCGUCGAGGUGGCCCUGCCGGACGACCCCGGGCUGGACGCGGCAGCACAGGACCCCCGACCUGUGGUGAUCCGACCGGAGAUGGAAGGCAUGCCCUACGACUUCGAGUGGGGCGUGCAGGACCAGGAGAGCGGCAACGCCUUCAGCCACGUCGAGAGCAGCGACGGCCAGACGACCCAGGGCGAGUACCGCGUCCUCCUCCCCGACGGACGAACGCAGGUGGUGACCUUUUUCGACAACGGAGACGGGUACAAUGCCAUUGUGACUUACGAAGAGUGAAACGAGAGAAUUCUUUCUUCGUUUUCGUGGAUUCGGAUGGCACUGUUGCAGCCUCUGACGUCAUCGUUUAGUGUGACGUCAUAGCUGUGGCCCCUUACGUCAUCGCUGCACUUCGCGACGUCAAGGUCUUUGUGUUUUAAGUCUCCUAUCGUUAGUCAUGUCUACCCAACAUGGACAAGAAUGAUACUUUUGAUGUUGUUCACGACAUAAUGUUUAUUCUGUUGCAUUCUGGUGGUAUUAUCAUGUUGGUAAUAAGCACUUGACAAA
Messenger RNA from Penaeus vannamei (Pacific white shrimp), 708 nucleotides. NCBI's taxonomy places the organism in Eukaryota, Metazoa, Arthropoda, Malacostraca, Decapoda, Penaeidae. The record is from RefSeq and is a predicted model, not a curated record.